Molecule: messenger RNA, 324 nt
Organism: Prorocentrum cordatum
Lineage: Eukaryota; Dinophyceae; Prorocentrales; Prorocentraceae
Source: the annotation of a GenBank genome assembly
AGACGGGCAGCCGCCGGACGUGCGCAUCCUCCUCAGCGAGGUGUACGGGCUGGCCGUCGUCGGCGGAGGCUUCGUCCUCGACCACAAGGGCCGCAAGAUGGGCAUCCACGCCGGCGAGGCGCCGUACCUGCAGGAGUGGAAGGCCGCGCUGCAGGCCGCGCUCAGCCUCGAGGGCGGCAGCGCCCCGCGUUCUCCAGGGCUUAAGUCGGACGACGGGGGCCAGGAUCCCGCCCGCCAGCCGGGCUGGAUCCCGCGGGUGGCGCUGAUGAAGUCCCCGAGGCAGGCGCGCUCGGACCAGGACGGAGGCGCCUCAGGAGCCCCCGC